This is a messenger RNA of Lethenteron reissneri (Far Eastern brook lamprey), 876 nucleotides long. Its product is annotated as zinc finger protein 572-like. Gene Ontology annotation, cellular component: nucleus. Lineage: Eukaryota; Metazoa; Chordata; Hyperoartia; Petromyzontiformes; Petromyzontidae. The record is from RefSeq and is a predicted model, not a curated record. Gene Ontology annotation, molecular function: DNA-binding transcription factor activity, RNA polymerase II-specific; RNA polymerase II transcription regulatory region sequence-specific DNA binding. Gene Ontology annotation, biological process: regulation of transcription by RNA polymerase II.
GGCGAGAAGCCGUUUCUGUGCUCUGUGUGUGGGAAGACAUUUGCACACUCAUCACAUCUUCAGAGUCACCAGAGAACACACACCGGCGAGAAGCCAUUCCUGUGCCCUGCGUGUGGAAAGGCAUUUGCACACUCGUCAACUUGUCAAGACCAUCAGAGAACACAUACGGGCAAGAAGCCAUUCCUGUGCUCUGUGUGUAGGAAGACAUUUGCAAAGUCAUCACAUCUUCAAAGUCACCAGAGAACACACACGGGUGAGAAGCCAUUCUUGUGCUCUGUGUGUGGGAAGGCAUUUGCACGGUCAUCAACCAUGAACAUGCAUCAGAAGAUGGAGCAGAGACGCUCUCCACAGCCCCACGCACACGGAGGCAAGAAGCAAUUCAAUUGCUCUGUGUGUGGGAAGGCAUUUUCACGGCCAUCACAUCUUCAGAGACACAGGAGAACACACACGGGCGAGAAGCCAUUCCUGUGCCCUGUGUGCGGGAAGACAUUUGCACAAUCGACAACUCUUCAAACUCAUCAGAGAACGCACACGGGCGAGAAGCCAUUCCUGUGCCCUGUGUGUGGGAAGACAUUUUCACAAUCGACAACUCUUCAAACUCAUCAGAGAACGCACACGGGCGAGAAGCCAUUCCUGUGCCCUGUGUGUGGGAAGACAUUUGCACACUCGUCACAUCUUCAGAGUCACCAGAGAACACACACUGGUGAGAAGCCAUUCCCGUGCUCUGUGUGUGGUAAGACAUUUGGAAACUCAUCAAAUCUUCAGAGUCAUCAGAGAACACACACGGGCGAGAAGCCAUUCCUUUGCUCUGUGUGUGGGAAGACAUUUGCACAGUCAUCAACCAUGAACAGGCAUCAGAAGGUCCACAAUGAUAGG